GCAUAUCCGUGUUUACGUCAACUCCUAGUCGGCCAUUUUGCAAGAAAGACGAGUUUAACGUAAACACUGGUCUGAACUGGUAAAAAAAAGCCCGUUAUUUAUACAUAAUGUCCAUCACACAAAGAUCGAGUGGUCUCGUUCAACGUAAAACGGCCACUGUCCAGAGUGUCGGAGCUGAUGGAGGAGUAGAGGAGAGGGACGAUGAGGGAUAUACCCCAGAUGAAGAAGAAGACCACGACUCUAAGGAAACAAGAUUGACUCUCAUGGAGGAAAUUCUUCUACUUGGACUCAAGGACAGAGAGGGAUACACAUCAUUUUGGAAUGACUGCAUUUCAUCAGGCUUACGGGGCUGCAUUUUGAUAGAACUUGCUCUCCGAGGAAGACUUGAAUUGGAAAAAGCUGGCAUGCGUAGACGGAGUCUUCUGAACCGUAAAGUCCUCUUAAAAUCCUCUAAUCCAACAGGAGAUGUUUUACUGGAUGAAGCACUGAAGCAUAUUAAAGAAACAGAACCAGCUGAAACUGUGCAGAGUUGGAUUGAAUAUCUCAGUGGUGAAACAUGGAAUCCUCUUAAACUAAGGUACCAAUUGAGAAAUGUACGUGAAAGAUUAGCCAAGAAUUUAGUGGAGAAAGGCGUGUGCACCACUGAGAAACAGAACUUUUUAUUGUUUGAUAUGACAACACAUCCACUUACUGAUGGUGGUAUCAAGCAAAAACUUAUUAAAAAAGUGCAGGAAUCAGUGUUAAGUCGCUGGACAAAUAAUCCACAGAAGAUGGACAGAAGAAUGCUUUCCCUCAUUUAUCUGGCUCAUGCCUCGGAUGUCCUAGAAAAUGCCUUCGCUCCAUUAUCAGAUGAUGAUUAUGAAGUAGCGAUGAAGCGUGUAAGAGAGUUAUUGGACCUUGAAUUUGACGCUGAAAGCAUGAAGGAGAGUGCAAAUGAACUCAUGUGGGCCGUGAUAGCCGCUUUCAGCAAAUAGGCUAAAACAAAUCAAGAGGGGAAAAUGUGGGACAUAUAUUUUAUUAGGCAUGCAUUCACAGUGAUUCUUUGGUGUCGUAAAAUACAUUACUUUGUAACCACAUAUUUUGUCAGGAAUAAUUGGCAUGGAAUGAAUGCAUAAUUUUUCCCCUGAAAAUUUCUGAUUGUAAAUCCAUGCUCAGUAUUAAAGUUCCAUGCAAAAAAACUGGCUACAUUUGGAUUUCAGUUCGAUUAAAUUGUUAAGCAUGAAUACAUUAAAUCUCCUAUGAAGAGUAGAAAAAAUAUAAGGUAUGGCGUAACGUCCACUAAUGUAGAUGUAUGUAUAUCAGUUCAUAAACUCCUGUCUUUCAUAUAUCUGUGUUUUUUCAUACACUUCUAUGUAUAGUCACCUGACAACAAAUGACCAGUCUACUCGUGUUAGUGUAGAAAUUUCUUGAGUGUGCCGAUUUUCAUAAAUUGGUAUUUUUGAUUUGUGGGGUGAAAAGUAUCACCAUUUGUCACACUGACAUUCCUGCUGCAUCAGUAUGCAUGUUAAAAUCAUCUUUUGUCUUGCAUGGGUGUUUUUUAAGACACAACUUAAGGAUGUUCAUGUAAAGGUCACUUCAUCUGACCUUUCCAUUUUCUGAGAACUACAUCUUCUAUGAGCCUGUUUGGUGAUGUUGAUCCCAGGGAAACAUACUUUUUUUUUCUGAACACAAUAUAAAUAUAGUUUAGAUAGGCAAUAUAUUGACAUUCACUGGGUGUGAAAAGAACGUUAUUUUAUGCCAUGUGAAUAUUGGGUCCUGAUUUUAUGCCAUGUGAAUAUUGGGUCCUAUGUUUUAAAAUAUCUGUGUUGAAUAAAUAGUGUUGGAAGUCUGAUGUUUCCAAUGCAUCAUAAUUUUUUUGUCCAUGUUACAUUUGAGUGGUAGCACUGAAAAACUAAGUAACUUGUGGUAGAUGUAGUGGAGGUUUUGCAGCUUUUCAUGUGUGUAUAUCUGGAGUUGAUUACUAAAAGUGGCAUUUUAACAGGUAUAAAGAAAUGAGGGUCGGAAAGUCCUUUUAAAAGGUGCACCCACAUUUAAAGGGAAUUUCAAUAAAUAAUGAAUUAUUUCACAUGAAAUGUGCGUAGAUAUUAAUGCCGCGAGGGGGGAGGGGAGAUAUAUAUGGGUUGUGGUUUUAUGAAUAUUUUUGAGGUGCCAAUCAUUAAAUGAUUAUCAAACACACACUAUACAUUUAACACCAUUUCAUGAUAAUUUCUAAUUAGUAAUUGUUUGUGACUAAUAGAUCUUUGUUUGAAACUUGCCUCUAAUGCAAAAUGUUCAUGGAAUUAAAAAAAAUGCCUUAUGUUAUAUGAAUUACAAGUUGAAAGAGAAGACAUUACGCACUUCAACUUAAGAUUGUUGUAGGGGUUCCUGGUGUUGGGAAAUUUUCUUUUCUUAAAUCAGACAUCAGUAUAUGUUCUGUUCGAAGUUUUGGUCUUUUGACAAUCUUUAAUUUGUGGUCAGAAUGACUGAAUCUGAAUAUCUCUGGAAUUUAUUGUUUUUACUGUAUUGAAAAUAAUUUCUUGUGAUUAUUUUGACCUAUUGAAUUUUAUGACUGAUGUAUAUUAUAUGUUGGGGUGUCAUACCUCUCUGCUAGAUGAUUUUCAUCUACUGGUUUUAAUGUUAGCAUGGAUACAUGUGAUUAUGAUUAUUUAUGUACAUGUGCAUUUAUGAAAAGUAAUUUGGUCCCUGGAAUAUGAAACAUGUCAAUAUUCAAAUCCCACUGGCUUACUUGUCUUUAUGUACAUUUAUAUACCUUGUGGUAGUGUCUCCAGAAAUGUAUUAUAUCUUAAUAUUUUACAAUGAAAACAAAAAAAAUGUUCUAUUUCACCAGAAUCUGUACUGUUUUUGUUUAAUGGGUAUAAAUGUAUAUAAGGUAAUUAAAUUUCACUUAUAUUUUGUAUAUAAAGUAGAUUGAGUGUCACUUAACAAGUGCACGAGUUAAGAGCUUGCUUGUAGUAGGCAACUCCUGAGUGGUAUUGGUCUAACAGUACUAUAUCACUGCUUAUAUUAUAAAUUCAAACUAUUGAAUUCCUGUAUUAAAAAGUGAAAUGAAA
Messenger RNA from Ostrea edulis (European flat oyster), 3050 nucleotides. Its product is annotated as Golgi phosphoprotein 3 homolog sauron-like. The record is from RefSeq and is a predicted model, not a curated record. The coding region runs from base 108 to 974 and encodes 288 amino acids. Gene Ontology annotation, biological process: Golgi organization; Golgi to plasma membrane protein transport; Golgi vesicle budding. Gene Ontology annotation, molecular function: phosphatidylinositol-4-phosphate binding. The transcript has 3 exons. Gene Ontology annotation, cellular component: Golgi cisterna; trans-Golgi network; cytosol. Lineage: Eukaryota; Metazoa; Mollusca; Bivalvia; Ostreida; Ostreidae.